CGCGCCGUGCCCUUCCGAGCGAGCUCGUGCGAUCGAGAUCCCACCCCGGCGCCUGCAGAGCCCCAGGCGCAACUGGUGCGAGGGCUGGUUCUCGCCGGGCGUUGGGUCCCCCAGCUCGCCGCCGCCGCCGCCGCCGCCGCCGGGGCCCGGGCCGCGUGCACGCCCCGCGGGAGGCUUUGCAAGGCGGGGGCCUGUCUGCGCCGAGCUGGGCAUUUGCAUGAAGCCGCUCGACCCCCCGGAGCAGCGGCUGCAGCGGCGGAGCCCAGCGGCGGCGGCGCGAAGUCGGAGCCAGGCGGCCCCGGGCUCCGGGCCCCGGUGGAUGCGCGGCUGCGGAGGGGCCCAUGGGCCGGAGCUGAGGCUGCCCGGGGCGGCGGGGCGCGGGGCCGGGGGCGCGGUCGAGGCCCGCGGGCGGCGGCGCAGGAGGAAGCGGAGGAGAUCGGGCGCGCCGGGCCCGGGAGGCGGGCAGCGCAGCGCCACCGCUACCCGCGCCGGAGGAGCCGCGGCAGCCCCGGGCUCGCCAUGCUCCUGGCCUCGGCCGUGGUGGUCUGGGAAUGGCUGAACGAGCACGGCCGCUGGCGUCCCUACAGCCCCGCCGUGAGCCACCACAUCGAGGCGGUGGUCCGCGCCGGCCCCCGCGCGGGGGGCAGCGUGGUGCUGGGGCAGGUGGACAGCCGCCUCGCGCCCUACAUCAUCGACCUGCAGUCCAUGAACCAGUUCCGCCAGGACACCGGGACCCUCCGUCCGGUUCGCCGCAACUACUAUGACCCGUCCUCGGCCCCCGGGAAAGGCGUGGUGUGGGAAUGGGAGAAUGACAAUGGCUCCUGGACACCUUAUGACAUGGAAGUGGGCAUCACCAUCCAGCAGGCCUACGAGAAGCAGCACCCCUGGAUCGACCUCACUUCCAUCGGCUUCAGCUAUGUCAUUGACUUCAGCACCAUGGGGCAGAUCAACCGGCAGACGCAGCGCCAGCGCCGGGUGCGCCGCCGCCUGGACCUGGUCUACCCCAUGGUCAUGGGCGCGCUGCCAAAGGCGCAGUCCUGGCCCACCAGCCCCGGGCCCGCUGCAGCCUCGCCGCCCGGCCCGCCCUGCUCCUGUCCGCAAUGUGUCCUGGUCAUGACCGUGAAGGCGGCUGUGAUCAGCCCUCAGCAGCCCCCCACGACCGCCCGCAAGAACAUGCCCCCAGCCGGGGUGCUCAAGCUGCCCGCGCCCCCGGGCGCCAAGGCCCAGGAUGCAGGUGGCACCAUCCGAGGCCCCGGGAAGACCGUGCAGGUGCAGGCCGUGAGGAGACAGCCAUCCAGCUCGCUGGCUGGGGCCACUGCGGGGUCUCCGACCAGUCCCCCCGGGGCCAACGGCAAGAUGGGAAGGGUGGCCCUGGCCACCCUGAAUCGCUCCAACCUGCAAAGACUUGCUGUUGCCCAGUCCCGGGUACUGAUCGCCUCAGGGGUCCCCACUGUCCCGGUGAAGAACCUGAAUGGGUCCAGUCCUGUCAACCCGGCCUUGGCAGGAAUCACAGGGAUCCUCAUGAGUGCAGCGGGGCUGCCUGUGUGUCUCACCAGGCCACCGAAGCUGGUCCUGCACCCACCUCCCGUCAGCAAGAGCGAAAUCAAAUCCAUCCCUGGAGUUUCCAACACAAGCCGCAAGACCACUAAAAAACAAGCCAAGAAAGGUAAAACUCCAGAAGAAGUGCUGAAAAAGUAUCUGCAGAAAGUCCGGCACCCUCCUGAUGAGGACUGUACCAUCUGUAUGGAGCGCCUGACGGCCCCCUCAGGCUACAAGGGACCACAGCCCACUGUCAAGCCUGACCUGGUGGGGAAGCUGUCCAGGUGCGGACACAUCUACCACAUCUACUGCCUGGUCGCCAUGUACAACAAUGGUAACAAGGAUGGGAGUUUGCAGUGUCCAACCUGCAAGACCAUUUAUGGGGUGAAGACGGGCACCCAGCCUCCGGGGAAGAUGGAGUACCACCUCAUUCCUCACUCCUUGCCUGGCCACCCUGACUGUAAAACCAUCCGCAUCAUCUAUAGUAUCCCUCCUGGAAUUCAGGGACCAGAACAUCCCAACCCUGGGAAGAGUUUCAGCGCCCGUGGCUUCCCACGACACUGUUACCUACCAGACAGUGAGAAAGGGAGAAAGGUCCUGAAGCUGCUGCUGGUGGCCUGGGACCGUCGCCUCAUCUUUGCCAUCGGGACCUCCAGCACCACCGGCGAGUCGGACACUGUCAUCUGGAAUGAGGUUCACCAUAAGACAGAAUUUGGUUCUAACCUCACGGGCCACGGCUACCCGGAUGCCAAUUACCUGGAUAACGUGCUGGCUGAACUGGCUGCCCAGGGCAUUUCUGAGGAGAGCACGGCCCAGGAGAAGGAUUGAGAUGAUGAGAGAGACUUGGGGUGGGGUGGAAGGGGGACAGUGGGGACCAGGGAACAGAAAGUGGGGAAAGUCAAGGUCAGGGUAGAAGCUGGUGCAAGCCCACCAGACUCCCUUAUCUCCCCCUUCAGUCCUGUCUCUGCCCCCUGGUCCCUUCCAGCCACAGUGAGGAGCCAGGUUGAUGAAAAGGGGUCUCAUGCAUCAACUCCUCAUCCAGAAAGGGGCUGGGGGGUGGAGGGGUGAGGGCCACCCUCUGUCUGUUCCCCCUGCAGUUUUUGAUGCUGGUUAGGCAGCCCCCCCACACACACCCUAAGUCGGGGGCCUGGUCAGCACAUUUGGGGUAUGGGCGGUGCAUGGGCCCUCCAUACUGUGGCCAUGUGAAGCCCAAGGCUCCUUACCUCCUGAGGCUUCUUGCUGCUUUCAUUCUGCUUCGAGAGCAGCUUCUGUUUCUCUGUCCUCUGCCAGAGGCGAGGAGCUCUCACUGUGCAAGGUUAGGGGAUACAAAGGGGUGAACCGUUCAGUUGCUGUGACAUCAGAUGUCCAUGCCUUGGGGUGGACGACAAGGAAGCACUUCUUUCCGGGAGGGCCAGGGAGACCUGGGCUUCCAGGGGCAUAUUCAGCACUCAAGAUGGACUUCUCAUAUCCCUUCCUCCUCCUCCUCCUCCUCGUCCUUCUCCUCCUCACACACCUUUGACUUGUCCAAAGAGGUGUCCGUUUCUCUUGUGUGGAUGGGUUGACUCUGGGAUUCCUCUCAGAGGUGGCAUCUCGGGAUGGGGUCAGACCAGAGCCUGCAUCCCACUUGCCAUCCCAACUGUCCUCAGGGAGAGGAACCCACAGCUUUCUUCCCAGUGCCCCCCAGACAAGCUCAAAGAGUCCACAAGUCUCAUCAAGUCACUGUGAGCAGAGCCCGAGCUGGGCUCUCUGGCCAUCUGUGUAUGUGCACAUAUGUGUGUGUGUGUGUGUGUGUGUGUGUGUGUGCAGUCCCGGGCCAGGCUGGUGGACAGCCCCAUUGUAGCCCUGCACCCUAGUUUACAAGGUGUCCGGUGUCUGGGUCUAAUGGGGACAUCCGGCAGCCCGUCUGUGGCCCCUGGACUUUGAUCACCUGUUGCCAUCACACCCCAUAGCCAACUUGGGCAUUGAUGGAGAGAGAUGGGACUGUUCUUAGGGAAGAUGAGUACGGGGAGAAUUAGAUUAGGUCCUUCUGCUAGCUCUUUUAGGAUAGGAUCUGAGCUAGUCUCCACCCAGUCUUUGUUCUGUGGGGCUUUCCCACACAGGUUUACUAACCAGAACUCAGAGAUGGCUCCUGACCCCACCCCACUCCCAACUAUUACAGACUGGCCGUAAAGGAGACCUUUCUGACUCUUUCCUAACACGGCUGUGUCUGGGUUGAGUUGUAAGACCCCUGUCUAUCCCCUCUUGAAUGUUUCUCUUGCCUUCUAUUCUCACUAAGGAGGGAGGGAAGGUAAAGUAGGGGACAAGAAGGAGAGAAAGGGGAAUCAGAAGGGAGACCCAACUACUCCUUUGAAAGUGGGUUCUUUGAACUAUGUGUUUGGGGGGAAGUUCCUCUAGAUACUAAUUUGAAUUUAUAUACCUCAUGUUUUGGGGGUUUGACGUAUAUAUACAUAUAUAUAUAUAUUUCAUAUUACUUGGAAGAUUUUUUGAUGCUAAGAAAUUGGAAACAAAUGAACCUUCAAAAAUGGUACUUAAGUUAGGUCCAGAAGACAUGAUUUUCUGAGAGCUGGUCCUGGAGCUGCUGGUCACUGUUAGGCUGACAGCUGUUCUGAUGUCCAUGGGUGUGGACUGAGGAGUUAACCUGAGUGUCACCCGUUUUCCAUGGACAUGCUGAUGUUACUCCUUUCUUAGCUUUCCAGGUGGCUACAGGGACAUGAAUUGAGCGCCAGCAGAGGGAGCUCUGAUAAGAAGGGUUCCGGCCAUCUUAGAAACCCCCCACCCCUCCCCUAUUCCCUCCCCGGCUUCUACUCCUAGCAAGCAGCCACCUUCUCUCACCAGCACACCAGGAGACUGGCCCUGAGUUCACUGUACCACCAGGUGAUUUCCUUCUGCAUUCAAGAGGAAAUAAGCUAUCUCGACUGGGUGGAAGAGACAUCCACCCUGGUAUUGUUUAAUAUGACAUCCCCUAGCCUCCACCCCUUGCCCUUUGUCACGAUAGCACAUGACAGAAAAGAUCAUUGAAGAGCUCGCUCUUGUCAAGUGUCUGCAGGGCUGCUCACCUGCCAGUGAACAGAAAAAUAGGGGGCAGGGAAAGGGUGAAAGACCGACUCUGACAACUGGCAGUGGGCAUUUGGCUGUGUGUGUAUUGGGGGGGGGUGCGGUGCAGGACUGGUUUUCUAGUGUUGAGCAGCAGAGAGCUUGCGUGAGGGUGGAGGGAGGGCAGUCAAGGGUAAUAGGAAGAGAACCCAGAAAACACUUAAUUCCAGGCAGGGUAGUGUACCGGGGCAGUGGCUUCAGAGUCAGUCUUCAUAUCUUAAAACCUCCAUCAUUGACCUUGUCUAUGCCCUUCCUCUCUGAGGAUGCUGAGUGGUGGCUACCUCCUCUUCACACUGCUCUCCUUGUGGGACUUUCUGGGCAGAAAGGAUCUUGAAUCCCCCCUACCCACUCACCUCCUUUUUUUUUUUUCUUAACACGGUGCCAGCCAAGGCAGGAGGACAUACCUUUGCCCUUUUGUCUUGUGCCCACAUGGAAAGGUACUAUCUUGGGUUAAUUAGGGGAACCCUGCCAGCAGAGGCCCUGUCUACCCACUACUUGGACAAGAUGUUUUCCCACCAGAAGCCCAGCUCUUGGUUCCUUGGCUUAUCCAGGGAAUUCCAUGCCUUUCCAUUUCAUUCACUGUCUUAGCACCAGCAGUCUACUUAACUCUUGAGUCUCCAGGGGUGAUAAAAUGGGCUUGGAGACAGCUUGUCAGACAGUCAUCCCUUCGAAGACAACCUUGUGUAUGUAUGUUUGUGUGUGCCUCUGUGUUUUCCUUCUUUGUUUAUUGUUGCAGUUAUUGUUGUUGUUAUUGAUGUCGUUGUUGUUGGAUAGGACAGAGAGAAAUGGAGAGAGGAGGGGAAGACAGAGAGGAGGAGAGAAAGAGACACCUGCAGACCUGCUUCACCGCCUGUGAAGCGACAACCCUGCAAGUGGGGAGCCGGGGGCUCCAACCGGCCUCUGUGUUCAUUCCCUCCUCCUCACACACACACACCUUGCUUUAUUAUCAUCAUCAUCAUCAUCAUCAUUUUUUUUUAACUUGGACUUCUCUGUGGUUUUAUACUUGGUCAAAAAAAAAAAAGUAUUCAUCCUGGUAAUGCACAGUUCUGUGCAUUAAACGAUAAGGGGGGAUGGCCCCAUGGAAUAUAAGAAACGGCCCUGGUCCCUUUUGUUGUAUGUGGUCACUGCCAUUUGAGUGUGUGUGGGGGAGUGUUUUGGGAGAGGGCCACGGGCGAAUGUCCUAAUAUAAACCUUUGGAUUUGUAACUAGUUUGUGUUGAAGUCCAUGGUUUUGCUCUGUGAUGGGACAUCGCCACCUGGUGCUCAUAAGGUGUAUGUGCAGAACAAUAAAUGGCAAAUGAAGGACCCCAGGUCGUCCUCCCAACAUUCA
Molecule: messenger RNA, 5961 nt
Organism: Erinaceus europaeus (western European hedgehog)
Lineage: Eukaryota; Metazoa; Chordata; Mammalia; Eulipotyphla; Erinaceidae
Gene: DTX4
Product: deltex E3 ubiquitin ligase 4
Exons: 9
Coding region: 520-2367 (615 amino acids)
Biological process (GO): Notch signaling pathway; protein ubiquitination
Cellular component (GO): nucleoplasm
Molecular function (GO): ubiquitin protein ligase activity; zinc ion binding
Source: RefSeq, a predicted model, not a curated record